This is a messenger RNA of Prinia subflava (tawny-flanked prinia), 3202 nucleotides long. It is a transcript of the gene SLC39A3, whose product is annotated as solute carrier family 39 member 3. The transcript is spliced from 4 exons. Gene Ontology annotation, molecular function: zinc ion transmembrane transporter activity. Gene Ontology annotation, biological process: zinc ion transmembrane transport. Bases 576 to 1499 code for a protein of 307 amino acids. NCBI's taxonomy places the organism in Eukaryota, Metazoa, Chordata, Aves, Passeriformes, Cisticolidae. Gene Ontology annotation, cellular component: plasma membrane. The record is from RefSeq and is a predicted model, not a curated record.
GCGGGGCUGGGGGUGAGCGGGGCUGGGCGCCAGCAUCGCCCUGAGGGCUUCGCUCUCGCUGUGAGGGGAUGGCGGUGGAGCCCGGGCUGCUGUGAGGGGGCUGCGGCCCCUCCUCGCCGUGAGGGGCUCGGGCCGCGCCCUUUCCCCAUCCUGAGGGGCUCGGGCUGAGCCACAUCUGCCUGUGAGGGGCUGGAGCUGCGCCCCCUGCCCACCUGGGAGGGCUCAGGGCGGACCCCGAGCCCCUCUGAGGGUUUUCCCAGCUGGGCUCGCCCCGUCCGAGCCGCCCUCCGGCAGCCCUGAGGGCUCUCCCCUCAUCCCUGCUGCCUCUCGGUGUGCUCAGGAGGAGCCCCUUCCCCAUCACCCCCUUUUUAAAGAGCCCUGCCUGCUUUAUGUAAUAUUUUUCAUCGCUUGGAUGCCUCGGUAUGAGCCACUAAUCCGAGCAGGAGCUGAGUUAAUCCCUUUUGCAGCAGUUUUGGGGCUGGGGACGCAGCCCAGGUGUGCAGGAGGAGCAGGCCACUCCUCUCCCCAGGGCCCGGCCCUGAGCCCACCCAGAGCACCCCAGCGCCGCGGGCAGGAUGAGGGUGCUGCUGGCCAAGCUGCUGUGCGUGCUGGGGAUCUGUGUGCUGGUGCUGGCCGGGGCCCUGCUGCCCGUCAGGAUCCUGCAGGGUGACCACGACAAGGCACAGCGCUCCCGCAGGGCCCUGGCGCUCUGCAACUCCUUCGGCGGCGGCGUCUUCCUGGCCGCCUGCUUCAACGCCCUGCUGCCCGCUGUCAGGGGCAAGCUCGAUGAAGUCCUCAGGCAGAACAACAUCACCACAGACUACCCGGUGGCCGAGACCAUCAUGAUGGUCGGCUUCUUCCUCACGGUCUUCGUGGACCAGCUCUUCCUCACCCUGCAGAAGGAGAAGCCCUCCUUCAUCGACCUGGAGACCUUCAACGCCGGCUCGGACGCGGGCAGCGACUCAGACUACGAGAGCCCCUUGGCGGCGCCGCGGUGCCGCGCGCCGGGCGGGGAGCGCGGGCUGGCGCUGCCGGAGCUGGCGCGCCGCGGGCCCCGCCGCCUGCUGGGGCUGGUGCUGGCCCUGUGCGCCCACUCCGUGUUCGAGGGGCUGGCGCUGGGCCUGCAGGAGGACGGCGCCGGCGUGCUCAGCCUGUUCCUGGGGGUGGCCGUGCACGAGGCGCUGGUGGCCGUGGCCCUGGGUGUCAGCAUGGCCAAGGCGGCGCUGGCGCUGCGCGACGCGGCCAAGCUGGCGGCGGCCGUGUGCCUGGCGAUCCCGCUGGGCGCCGGCGUCGGCGUGGGCAUCCAGAGCAGCCGCAGCGCCGCGGGCGGCGUGGCCUCGCUGCUGCUGCAGGGCGUGGCGGGCGGCACCUUCCUCUUCGUCACCUUCUUCGAGAUCCUGGCCAAGGAGCUGGAGGAGAAGAGCCAGCGGCUGCUCAAGGUGCUGUGCCUGGUGUUGGGUUACGCCGCGCUGGCCGGGCUGGUGCUCAUCCCGUGGUGAGCGGGGAGCGUCGGGAAGCGAAAGGGAGCGGAGCGGGGCCUCUCCCCUCCCACCGGCACCGGGAGGAGCCGCCCCUUUCGGCGCUGGGACAGCCCAAGGCGGGCGGGGAUUCCGUGAGGAGGAGAAUUUCCCGUGUGCUCAGAGUGAGGAGUGUCCCGAGGGAUCGAGGGGCUGCAGGGAUUAGCGGACACUGGGUAAAAUCUGCUUGCAAGAGCUCCUGGAGUGUGCGUGGCUUCCUGCGCUGCCCAGAGCCCGCUCUGCCUCCUCCCCGUGGGCCGGGAGCUCCAGGGGCUCCGAGGAGGUGAGGAACACCCAGGAACGGAGGCAGAGCAGGUGGGAGCAGGGAUUGCCACGCUGCACUAAGCUGCUUUCGCUGGCUUAGUUCAGAGCAAAACCUGGUUGUAAGAGGUGCCAAAAAUAACAUCCCUGUGGGGCUGCAGCCCUGUGGGCCCUGCUGCCUCUGCACAGCUUCCAGCUCCACCUGGGGCUGGGGGAGCUCAGCUUUUCCAGGGGUUUGUGGAAAAAAUGAGGCCGGGCCUUUCUGCCCUGCUUCCUUCUCAGCAUCCUGUCCAUAGGCUGAGCAUUCCCUAAGGAAAACCUCGGGAAUCAGAGGAUGGAUCCCAGGAUGGGUUGGGGGGGAUCCUUAAAUCCCAUCCAGUCCCAGUAUCCCAGGUUGCUCCCAGCCCCGUCCAGCCUGGCUUUGGACACUUGUAGGGACGGAGAGAUCCUCAUGUUAUCCAGGACCUGGGAUCCCUGAGCUUGCAGGAAACGGGCAAUAACAAUUCCCAGCACUGAUAUUUUGGGGCAAACCCCUGUGCUUUCAGCUCUGGGGAGCCAGAGAGGCUGAGCAGGGCCCAUCGGGGGCUGCUCCAAGGCUUUUCCAGGUCUCCAAAGGAACGGAAUCGCCUCCCUGGGUGGGGAUUGGAGGCGAUGCUGAGCCGGGAGCAGCCCUGAGCAGCUGCAGAGCCCCGGGAGGCUCCGUGAGCCCUGAAUUCGCCCUGGGGAGAGCCAGGGGCCGGGAUCAGAGCCUGGAGCCGGGAAUCAAAGGCCGGAGCUGGGAAUGUGCUCUCCCCCAGCUGUGAAACACAGCCCGGCUCAGGCAGGGGCUGCAUUUUAAUUAUCCGAGCCUUGGCUCCUGCAGCAGCUUCCGCCGGGCUCCUGGAAGCGCUGAUGGAAUUACAAGGAUGGCGCAGCGCCGGCAGCGGGAAGGAGGCGCGGGGCCUCCGCGGUGGCCCAGCUGCAGCAUAUGGAGGCAGCUGAGCAUCAUCUGACAGAUCCUGGGGCUCGUUAGUUUAAUUGCUGCAACAUCCCCGAGUCAAUUAAUCUUCCUUUGAAAACCUGGAGUGGAAGAGGGGGGCGGCGGAGGGAGGUUAUUUUGGGCCUGGCAUGACACAGAGCAGCAGGAUGAGGAGAACGUGAUUUGCCUCGGCGUGGCAGAGCCUCGGGGCUGUGUCACCUCCCCUGGGAGGUGACCUCUGUCCUGUGGGGGACGAAGGGGGAGAGGUGACAGCGUGCUGAGUGUGUCACCUCCGUUUCACACCCUCCUCCUGCUGCAGUUUGGGAUUUUUGGAGGGGCUGUGAUGCACCGGGGGGUGCUGAGCUCCCCGUGCUCAUCCCGCCGCCCCGGGGGGGUUCAUCCACGGGCUCAUCCCGUGCUCCGGGCUGGAGGAGGAAGAGGAGGAGGCCCUGCUGCUCCCAAUAAA